Paramacrobiotus metropolitanus is the source of this 916-nucleotide messenger RNA. RefSeq lists its product as uncharacterized. The record is from RefSeq and is a predicted model, not a curated record. Bases 24 to 551 code for a protein of 175 amino acids. Lineage: Eukaryota; Metazoa; Tardigrada; Eutardigrada; Parachela; Macrobiotidae. The transcript is spliced from 3 exons.
CUUAUGCAGACCAAUUUGUCAAAAUGGCGCAUCGUAAUUUUUUAAUUCGAUUCUGGUUGAGCGGAUUGUUGUGUUUACAAGGCACAGUGUCAGCUUUGAAAUGCCAGCAGUGCAAGAACUACGACAGCUUCCUGGUUUCUCCGCAACUCAACACACGGGACUGUCGCAACUCCUCUACCACGUUAACGGUGGACUGUCCCGGGAAACUAUGCGUUAAAUUUGUUGGGGCGCUGUAUGGGAGUGCGUCCGCUGUACCACAACCGAACACUCUCGAUGGCAUUCAACGAGGAUGUGCGAGCGAUUUGGUGAUCCAGUAUUUGAAACCGGAGAGCGCCGCCUACGGUCCCUAUGGAAGCUGCCAGAAAGGCGUGCGGAUGGUACCCACUCCGUACUUUUCCAUGUUCGGCAGUAAUUUGGUGCCGACGUACACUUUCGACGGAAUCUGGUGCUUUUGUGCCGGUGAUAACUGCAAUGCCGCCGUAUCUUUAUCCAGGAAUAUUUGGCUCAUUAUGUCAUCCUUUGUCGCCUACAAAUUGCAUAUGGUUCUGUGACUGCAUUACAUCUUUUCUCGUGUCGUGUUUCGCUCACUGGAGAAUACCGCAUCGCAUUCCGGACGCCGGAGACGCGGAAAUCUCCAUGGUUUUUCACAUAAGCAAACUUGGAAAGCCUUUUAUUUUCUUCUGCUCUGUAAAAAAUUUGUAGAACGACAAUAACUAUCACUUAAUCAAGCGUAGUAAAGUUUGUCAUGCGGAAUAUCGUAGUGCAGCAAAUUAGCAACGUACUCGUAAUUAUAUUUAUGCAAUUUGUAGCGGAUUAACAGCACUUGUUUGACGAGUCCAAUCGGAAACUGAUCAUGUUUAGAAACUGCCGAUAACGAUCUUAAUUUGUAUCUGUACCGAAAUAAAAAAUAGCUUUA